GCCCCUCCGGCCCCCCCACGGCCCGGCGGCCGGGCGGGAGGCGGCGGUGAGCCCGGGGAUGGGUGUUUCUCGUCGGGAAGAGCUGCCCCGUGGCCUGUUGGUACCUGCGGACGGGCGCCCGGUGGAAAGUACCUUUUUGUUAUGAACGGUUCUAGCUCCUCGCCUUGGGCUCUCGCCAUGGACACGAUGAAAACCACCUAUAUCGUGCUGGAACUGAUCAUCGCUGUGCUGUCCAUCGCCGGCAACGUCCUGGUCUGCUGGGCUGUGGCCAUCAACAGUACCUUGAAGAACGCCACCAACUAUUUCCUGGUGUCCCUGGCGGUGGCUGACAUCGCGGUGGGUUUGUUAGCCAUCCCUUUCGCCAUCACCAUCAGCAUUGGACUGGAAGUGUAUUUUCACAGCUGCCUCUUCUUCGCCUGCUUCGUCCUGGUGCUGACCCAAAGCUCCAUUUUCAGCUUGCUGGCGGUGGCCAUCGACAGGUACCUGGCUAUUAAGAUCCCACUGAGGUAUAACAGUCUGGUGACCGGCAAGCGGGCGAGAGGCCUCAUCGCUGUGCUGUGGCUCCUGUCCUUCGGGAUCGGACUGACCCCGCUGAUGGGCUGGAAUAAAGCCAUGAGCGCGUGUCCCAACGCCACCAACGAGACAGGGACUAACGUGGGGACAGCACACCAUCACUGCUUCAUCUCGUGCUUCUUUGAGAAAGUGGUAACGAUGAGCUACAUGGUGUACUUCAACUUCUUCGGCUGCGUGCUGCUCCCGCUCCUUAUCAUGCUGGGAAUCUACAUUAAGAUAUUCAUGGUCGCCUGCAAACAGUUGCACCAGAUUGAACUGAUGGGCAACUCCAGGACCACACUGCAGAAGGAGAUCCACGCAGCCAAGUCUCUGGCCAUCAUUGUAGGACUUUUUGCCUUCUGUUGGCUGCCCCUGCACAUCUUGAACUGCAUCACUCACUUCCACGAGGAGUUCUCCAAAUCCAAGCCUGAAUGGGUGAUGUAUAUGGCCAUCAUCCUCUCCCAUGCCAACUCUGUCAUCAAUCCCAUCAUCUAUGCCUACAGGAUCAGGGAGUUCCGCUACACCUUCCGCAAGAUCAUUUCCAAGAUCCUCUGUAGGACGGACGACUUCCCCAAGGGCACCACUGACAACAACCAGCACCUGACUGUCACCAACAUUAACUCCCCCGUGGCCUCCGUGACCAUAUGACCUUGCACGUCCCGCUCCCAGGGUUUUCCCCUCUGUCCCUGACACUGCCCUUCCCUGUGCCUACGUGACCAGUCACAGCCACCUCCCGGAGGAGUGCUCAGAGAUGACCACUAUGCAGUUAUGCAGCUGUAUUAUUUUUUAUUUUUAUUUUUGUAAUUAACACAGUGCCUCCUAGAGGAAUAACCUGACCGGGGAGACCGAGUGCAGCUCACCCUCCACUGCAAACCCCGGCUGUGUGAGUGCUGGUGAUCCUAUUGUAUUUCCUUUCCAGGUCAGACAUUGACUGUGGAAGCCCCACCUGCUGGGGGUGUUUCCCCAAUUGUGCUGCUCGUGUCGAGUCCUAGGAUCUUUAUUUUAAUUAUUAUUAUUAUUAUUUUUUUUUAAUCUUGAUUCAUUUAGGAGUAAUAAUUUUGUGUCUGGUUUUGGGUUGUUCUUUAAGUCCAUACUUGACAGCACUUUGGUAAUACCCUAAUUAUUCCAUCAAUUGUUUGAUGCAGUUAGUAUUCUCCGAUGGGAAAAAGUCUUACUUAGCCCAGUUGCUGGUGUGAAACUGAAUCUGCCUUCCAGGCUCUGGGGGAUGUGACCGUGUUGAUGGGAAAACAAGAUCAGAACUGGCCGGGCUAUUUUCGGCACCAGUAUGGAAGCCCUACUUACUGAGAGAGGAAAAUUUUAGGGAAGAGUUGACUGAAGUUUUAGAACAGCAAUUUUAUUGCCUUUAAAUCACUUUUGGUCUACAGGAUUGUGCAGACCAAUGAUCCAGGUUUGAUUUCAAACCUGCUUCCAGCUUUCAAAAUGCAAAAGGCACAAGUGCCCUAAAAUGGUCUCAGCUCCUCUGGGCCAGAGUCACUGAGGUUUGUGCCAACGCUCCCUCGGUGACAAUUAGGUUUUUGCUCCCAAGUCAAAACGUGCCAGCCUUGCAGUGCUUCCAGAAGUGCAGGUUUCAGCUGUGACAGCUGGAUGCUGCAGCUCCUCUGAGUCCUAAAACUUGGUCUUGCUGGGGUUCCUCUGUAGUCCAGUAACCUCCCCCAGAAACUGUGAGUGCUUUUUUUUUCUAAUAGUGAUUUUUAUUUUUUUAUUAUUAUUAUUUUUUUUAAUCCUGACCUGCAUCAGUAGCAAAAGAGUCUCGAAGGGAGCUGACUUGCCUGAGAAGCUAAAAUGCCUUGACUUGCAACCUGAUUUUGGCCAAGCUCUUUGGGGAACGAAGCUCACCCCACCUGCCCUCAGCUGGGAGGGCAGGACAAAGCUCACUCAUCAGCAGAGAUGUCUUAAUUUGUACGGCCAGUUAACAGCUCUCUGCAACCACAGCUCAGUAAUUACCGCACCCCAUUUAAUAAAUAACUGUGAUAUGCAAAACUAGACAAAGGUAGAAAGAAGAGAGCAUUGGUCUCUGAAGUACCAGCUCCGCUCCUCCAGCCGGCAGGACGGCACGAGCGCGGCUGGAAAUGCACCGGUGCUUCUGGCACGGCCUUUGCAGGGCAGUUCCAUUCCACAGGUGAGAGGAACAGGGAGGGGAGUCAGACAGACACCCAGCAGCCUCCCUUCCUGCCCAAAAGCCAACUGUGGCACAGACGCAGCUGGUCCUGACUAGCUCAGACCUGCCAUCGCCUUGUGGCCCUCCUACAAACGGGAGUCUUGCCCGAAGGUCCCUCCAUGAGGUGGUACCAGCUCUCUCCAAAGCACCCAGCACCAGCAGCAUCACCAGCGGUGACCGGUGAGAGCCUGGGGUGCAGGGAUGUGUACUUAAUAUGGUUUUUCUGUGGUGACCCCCCCCAAGGGGAAGGCAGAGGGAGGGAGCAGGCCUUUUCGAGCUGUGUGGCAGGAAAGGAAGUUUAACCACAGCCAGUUCCUGACAAACAGGUCCAGUGGACAGACUGUGAUGCCUGGAGCGGUUUGUCCCUGAGAAAUUGUACUUGAAUCGUAUAGAAAUCAGCUUUCUAUUUUUUUAACUGCAUUGCACUAAAAGGGGGGAUACUGUAAGACCCCAAGAGUUUCAUUUCUCUAGUGUAUUUGACAAAUAAUGUGUAAAAUCAGCUGAAAAGCUGAAGAUCCUGCAGCAUGUGCUGUGCCAGCUGGUGUGUCCUGCAGCUGCAGGUGUGACUGAGGGCCCAUGGGGCAGACAUGGCUGGUUCACUCAGGGUGAUGGAUUUUGCUUCUGCGUGUGGAGCAGCUCUGCCGACUGAUCCAGCCCCAAACCCUGGUGAAUCACCAGUAAGCACUGAAUGGGUUUGUACAUGUUUAUGCAAUUUCCAAAUUUAGCUCCAGCUCGGUAUCUCAGAUACUGAAGGAUCUGAAUAGUUCCUGUCCCACAUGUUCCUCCUUGAACAGCCCCAUUCAGCUUUGCUGCAUCUGCCUUGGUCACAGUCCAGCGACCACAUGUAGCCACCUCCUGCCACCGGGGCAGGGUUUGACUCUCUCCUCCUUUCAUUCUUUCCCUUCUGUAUUAUCUUUGGCUGAGUUCCUUCUGUUAAUCAUGGCUGGAACCACGCAGGGUUUCACCUGCAGGUCUGGCAGUGUUGCAAAGUGGUUGCAAGCUACAUUCAUCCCUACAACAAAAAAAUGUCAGCUCCCCCGCCCUCCUCCCCAACUGGCUGAAAAUGAACCAAACUCUGGACAGCAGGAACAGCCUGAGACACACAGCGCUGCAAUACAGAGAGAGACAGUCCCAGAACACUUGCUCACUUCUGACAGCUCACGCUGCAGCUCGGCAUCCACUGCUGCUACCUGUCACAGCCCUCUCCUGAGCCAAAUUCCUGUAGGCAGACGCGGCGUUUCCUUACUCUGACUGUGCCAUGGGGUUGUCAGCCAUUACUAACUAUGGCCCGGGUCACCGCUGUCUUUAGGCACAUUAAGUGCCUUUGUGGAUCUGAGCCAAAGUAAUUUCGAGGCAAAAUAAAAACAGGACACCUCUCUCAACCCCCUG
Molecule: messenger RNA, 4120 nt
Organism: Calidris pugnax (ruff)
Lineage: Eukaryota; Metazoa; Chordata; Aves; Charadriiformes; Scolopacidae
Gene: ADORA2B
Product: adenosine A2b receptor
Exons: 2
Coding region: 142-1200 (352 amino acids)
Biological process (GO): adenylate cyclase-activating G protein-coupled receptor signaling pathway; G protein-coupled adenosine receptor signaling pathway; vasodilation
Cellular component (GO): membrane
Molecular function (GO): G protein-coupled adenosine receptor activity
Source: RefSeq, a predicted model, not a curated record